Molecule: messenger RNA, 3582 nt
Organism: Larimichthys crocea (large yellow croaker)
Lineage: Eukaryota; Metazoa; Chordata; Actinopteri; Sciaenidae
Gene: traf2b
Product: Tnf receptor-associated factor 2b
Exons: 11
Coding region: 166-1728 (520 amino acids)
Biological process (GO): signal transduction; regulation of apoptotic process; positive regulation of canonical NF-kappaB signal transduction
Cellular component (GO): plasma membrane signaling receptor complex; cytoplasmic side of plasma membrane
Molecular function (GO): ubiquitin-protein transferase activity; tumor necrosis factor receptor binding; zinc ion binding
Source: RefSeq, a predicted model, not a curated record
GCGGACACUCACAUUGUCCUCCAGAAACCUGAGGUAUUCUCUCCCAAAGGAGCCGUCAGGCAGGGAGGCCAUCUUGCUCAGAUCAAGCGUAGACAGACGGAUCCUGGGCCUUUCUCUGCAAUAACCAAUCAGUAACAAGAAAUUGUACCAGAUUGAUGGAGAAGAAUGGCCCGAAUUUCGCUGGACUGUCCCAACUCUUUUCCAGGGAUACCCCUCAGUGUGCUGACGGUGCCCAUGGAGAAUAAAUACAAAUGUCAGCAGUGUCACCUGGUCCUAAGGAAGCCUGUCCAGGCUCAGUGUGGCCACCGCUUCUGUGUACACUGCUUCAAGCAGCUCACCAGUUCUGGGCCAAAGCCAUGUGAAGCCUGUCGACAAGAAGAGAUCUAUGAAGAACCUAUUUCCAUUCUAAAUAGUAACGAGGUAUUUCCAGACAAUGCAGCUGGACGGGAAAUAGCAAGUCUGCCUGCUAGAUGUCUGAACGAAGGCUGCAGUUGGACAGGCUCGAUAAAAGAGUAUGAGGCUCAGCAUGAAGGUCGCUGUGAAUUCGAGCGGGUGAAGUGUGACGCCUGCCAAAACUCGAUCCUUCGUACAGAGCUGUACAGACAUAUUGAGAGGGAGUGUGAAGCGAGAACGCUCAACUGUAAAUACUGCAAAAUGACAUUCAACUUUAAAGACAUCAAGGCCCAUGAUGCGAUCUGUCUGAAGUUCCCCUUACAAUGCAAGGACUGUGGGAAGAAGAAGAUCCCAAGGGAAAAGUUCAAUGACCACAGCAAGUCCUGUGCUAAGUCAAAGAGUGCAUGUCCGUUCAGUGAAGUGGGCUGUAAAUCUGUGAUAGAGAACGGGAAGCUCGCCGACCAUGAGCAGAUCAGCACCAUGGAGCACUUGCGUCUGCUGCUGCCCAUGGUGCUGUCCAUGGUUCGGACACGUGCUGAUGCUUCUGGUCCCGGGGAGUGGCAAGAGGACUCUGGUCUGGGCCUGUACAGGGCUCCUGAGGAGGGAGUCAAUACGGGCACUGGAGCUGCAGCCUCUGGGCAGUCUGUGGACUUGGAAAAGAAGGUAAACGCUUUAGAAAACAUUGUGUGUGUCCUGAACCGAGAGGUGGAGCGCAGUUCGAUUACGUUGGAAGCUUUCUCGCAUCAACAUCGUUUAGACCAGGAAAAAAUCGAAAACCUCUCCAAUAAAGUCCAUCAGCUAGAGCGGACAGUGACCAUGAAAGACUUGCAGCUGUCUGAAACUGAACAGCUGUUGCGAGAACUCCAAUUCUGCACCUACGAUGGAAUAUUUGUGUGGAAAAUCUCUGACUUCACACGCCGCAGACAGGACGCUGUGGCCGGUCGUUCACCUGCGAUGUUCUCCCCAGCGUUUUACUCCAGCAAAUAUGGAUACAAAAUGUGCCUGAGACUGUAUUUGAACGGCGACGGGACAGGCCGUGGAACACAUCUUUCACUGUUCUUUGUGGUCAUGAGGGGAAAGUGCGACGCACUGCUCAAAUGGCCAUUCAGUCAGAAGGUGACCCUGAUGCUCUUGGAUCAGAACAACAGGGAGCACAUUAUUGAUGCUUUCCGCCCUGAUGUCACAUCCACCUCCUUUCAGCAGCCAAUCAGUGAGAUGAACAUCGCCAGUGGAUGCCCGCUCUUCUGUCCGCUGGCGAAACUGGCUGGCAAAAGCCCAUAUCUGAGAGAUGAUACGAUUUUCAUCAAAGCGAUUGUCGACCUCACAGGCUUAUAGGGUGUGCACUGUGGAAGCUGCACCAAAGCACCAAAAUCCAAGAAAACUUACUGAUAAUUAAUAAUUAUAAUUUAUAAUAACGAUAGCAAUAUAUCUAUAUGAUAAUAUUUAUUAUACAUAUCUACACUAUACAUCAAAAUAUCCCCCAGAUGUUCUUGGGAGUGUCACAUUGAGUGAUAUACAAGGGUGUCUAAAAUAACAUAACAUGGUGGAUUUUUAAUGGUUGGUGGUCAUCCAUCUUUAGUGAAUAAAUUAAUCUGACUUAUAGGAGCCAGUGGACAGCGGCGCUGCCAUACCUGUGCUUUAUAUAAGUGUAGCCAUUUCUGUUAUUUUGUUAGAGACUUGUAUGUGCAGUACCUUGAUCACAUCUGCAGAAAUGUAACGCUGUCAACAGUAGAGCUCUGAGUUUUACUAACAUUAAGAGAUGCGGAGUUAAAUAUGUCUCUCACGACAUAAGAGGUCUUCAAUCAUCUGUCAUCUUAAUGUGACACCCUCUUGAAAUGACUAAAGAACAAAUAUUUUUUAACAAAUAUCUUUAUAUUUACAUAUAUACACACACACACACAGUGUAUACUAUAAUAAUUAUAGUACUCCAGAGUUUACGUUGUGUGGUUCUUGACAUCUAGCAGUACUCAACUGUAGAGCAUGCUUGCUGCUGUAUGUAAGCAGCUGUAAUCCUGUGCCUGUGCUUAUAUAGACCACCGAUACGAGACUGGAGUUUAGCUUUUAGCAAAAGAAUAGUAACUUACUACUGUUAACAAAGAAGAAGAAAACAAAAAAAAACAAACAAAAAAAAAAACUUAACUUCCUGCUCAACUCAGUCCUACAAGUACCUAGAAACCCUGGCAACUGAUAAUCACUCUAUAUUGUAACCACCACCAUAUAUUCCAAUAAUUAUACAUUAUUUGCAGUUGUGUUUUGUUUUAAUAGGAGUAAUUUGGUGUAGCUUUUGAUUAAAAGUGGAUAAUCCUAUAUAUCAUAAUCAAACAAAAUUUUUAGGCGUGUAAUUUGCCAAUUCAUAUUAAUUAAUUAAUUAUAUUAAAUGUAUUGUCUUCGACCAUUAACUGUGUUUCAUUCACCUUGAUUAACUUCAACUGUGUGAGUUUUCAUUAUAAUAAAGUGCUGGAUAUUUCAUCAACUUUGAGUUUAGAGUUUUUGUAUGUAAAUCAAUAGGUUUUCAUGUAGUUAGUCAACAGAAAGUUAAUUUUCCCCCAAGUGUAAGAUAGAAACUGGUAGUCUGACACAUUGUUUGUGGUAUUGUAGAAAGGUUUUGGCAGGUCAUAGGGAAGGAAAUUAAUAAGAUUUUGUCUAUCAACAGUAAUAAUAACCCUUUAUAUCUGCUACUUGGUUUAUCUGAUAUAUCCAUCACUGACAAAUUUAAAAGAAAACUUUAUCAGACACUUGCUUUCUGUGCUAGAAAGAGUAUUAUUUUGAAUUGGAUCACAGAUGAAGUUUCAUAUAAGGCUCAGUGGCAAAGGGUGUUAUAAAAAAUUGUAAAAAAAAAGUGUGUGUUCCUGUUUAUUGCAUGUCUUGAGGGCACCUCCCUUUAUUAAUGUUUUGCUGAGGUUGGCAGGGUAAGGUAAAGUUCAGGUUAAUGUAUAAAUAGAGAACAGAACAAGGGUCAGAGAAGUCAGAGAGGUGACAUACAGAUUGAGGAUAUGCUGAGAACUGAUUAAGGGAAAAGAAAAAUGUUUAGAUUCUAUAUAUGCAAAUUGCCUGUUAGACAGCCCAUUAUCGAUUGUAUAAAAACUGUCAAGGCUCCUCGAGGAGCCUUUUCUCUGUAACCCCUUUUGUGUGUUGCACUGUUAAACGCUUUUUCUUGUACAAGAAUAAUAAAUUCAACUUAAACCUUGA